This is a messenger RNA of Angiostrongylus costaricensis, 1191 nucleotides long. NCBI's taxonomy places the organism in Eukaryota, Metazoa, Nematoda, Chromadorea, Rhabditida, Metastrongylidae. The record is from the annotation of a GenBank genome assembly.
AUGGUCUCCGAAGUCGACGAGCGUGACGAAGAUCUGAUGAACAAGUACAAAUGUUUCGGAUUAAAUUUUACUGAACCUACUCUUAACAGCGAAGGUAUACAACGAUUUUUUAUCAAGGUCGUUAAAAAACUAACUUGUCGGAGCUCAAUCACGAAGGCACUGAACCAAGCAAUAUUCUAUGGAAUUCACUAUGAUAACAGCUCGAAUGUGCUUAUGGUUGGACUCAAUGAAAACGCAAGACUCUACUCAGAGGAAGAACUGAAGAAAGCUGCUGAAGCUUGCGAAGCUACUGCAUCAUCCAACGCUGCUAAGAGUGUGUAUGGUAGACCGUCUAAUCCCAAUCAGUCUUCGGUCGUGGAACCGCGAAGUAGCUGGCACCCUGAGAACCGCACAGAUGAAAUUCCUCAGGAACCUCUGACAGCAGACGUUCGUGAUCAAAGGCAUGUACCUACGUUAUCGUCGAAUUUAUCUGUUGGGACAGUGGAGUCCGCCGCCAUAGAUAACUCCAUGGGAACACGCAUGUUCCAACGAGAAUAUAAUGAAGACAGUAUGCCUGUAAUGGUGGAACCUUCAGCACGUUCUUCUGCACGAAAAACUGAUUUAUCCAACCACACUUUUGCACAGCAAAAAUCCGCCUAUCGAACUCCAGAUCAUCGUUCGGCUUUUGGUGUUUAUAGAGCUGCAUCGAAUUCUAAAGAGCAAGAGUCCAAUUGGGAGAAAAUCUAUGAUGCUCGUGUGCAACAUGCAGCAAGCACAUCUCAGAACUCGGCAAAAGUAAGUGAACUGUACGAACGAGGAAGAAAUGGAGGGUGGCAACGGGAGUUUGGUCGUCGCAGUUCCAGCGAGCGGUAUCAGGAGGGGCAGUGCUCAAGGCAUAACUACGCCGCUAUCGUCUUAUCUCUCUGCGUCUUUCCGAGUUUUGUAGGUACAUUGGCUAACUUGAUUUCACUCAUGAUCAUGGAUCAAAACGCUACUUUACGGGAGUCAACGUUGAGCUCUGAAGAAAGGGUUUGCUUACGCAUGAUUCGUGACUUCGCUUAUGUGUAUCGGAACCCAGCCAUUCAUGGUUUUCGUACUGUGGAAAAUGUCGUGAAUUUGUUCCCCACAAACAGCAUUGAAUACUGGGUUCGACUUAUCCAGUCUCAUCUGCAAGAAGUAGAGAUUGUUACGCUUGACAAUAUGGUAUGGUAG